AUGACCAUGGUCUUUUUCACCUCGACCACCACACCCUUAUACUCCAACGCCUGGACUCCCUCCACCACCGGGCAGUACGCGGGAACAUGCAUCUUUUUGAUCGCCCUGGCCGUCAUUCUCCGUCUCCUCCUCGCGCUGAAACCGAUAUGUGAGACAUGUCUGUGGAAUGACGGGAUAUCGAGAACCUGCCCCGAGCACGGGCAUCAGAGAACCCGGUGGGCCAUCAACCCUGCCGCUGGCCGCGCCACGCUGGAGUUGGUGGUCGCCGGCGUGGGUUAUCUGCUGAUGCUGGCGGUCAUGACCAUGAAUGUAGGAUACUUUCUGUCGGUGCUCGCCGGUCUGUGGCUAGGGACAUUCGUUCUGGGGGGAUGGGCCAGCGAUACACUGUAUGCACAUCAUUGA
Messenger RNA from Aspergillus uvarum CBS 121591, 402 nucleotides. Its product is annotated as copper transporter family protein. Bases 1 to 402 code for a protein of 133 amino acids. Gene Ontology annotation, molecular function: copper ion transmembrane transporter activity. The record is from RefSeq and is a predicted model, not a curated record. NCBI's taxonomy places the organism in Eukaryota, Fungi, Ascomycota, Eurotiomycetes, Eurotiales, Aspergillaceae. The transcript has a single exon. Gene Ontology annotation, biological process: intracellular copper ion homeostasis; copper ion transmembrane transport. Gene Ontology annotation, cellular component: plasma membrane.